AUGGGAGCUGAACGCAAGAGUCUUGUGGAGUUUGUCAGAUAUGCGAGGAGCUGCUACGACACGUGCCGUCAGGCCCGCCCGCGGGUGCUGGACGUGGUGAUCGGGAACACGGGCGGCGACAUGGACAGUGUUGUGUCGGCGCUCGGGUACUCGUACCUCAGCUACUUGGCCGGCGGCGACGGCGCAGCGGCCGUGGUGCUGCCCGUGCUGAGCUUUGCGCGGGCGGACCUCGCGCUCCGGCGCGACGUGGAGCGCUCGCUGCAUGCGGUGGGGCUGCGGCCGGCGGACCUCAUUUUCGCCGACGAGCUGGCAGCGGACGACGACGCGGGCGCCGCCGGCGACCAGUACCGCGUCCGGCUCGUGGACCACAACGCGGCAGACAACGCGCUCGUGCAGGCGGCGCUUGCGCAGCAGCGGGCGGCCGUGGUGGCCGUGGUGGACCACCACGCGGAUGCCGGGCUCUACGCGGCGGCGGCCCCGCGCGUGGUGCGCGCGUGCGGGUCGUGCUCGUCGCUGGUGCUCCAGCACUUUGCGGCGGCGUUUGCCAGCCGGUACCACGCCCGCACAGGCUUGGCCGGCCACGACGGCGGCGACCCGCAGGCCCGUCUGCGGCGGCGCGAGCUCCAGUUCCUCGUGUCCGCGCUCGCCGUCGACACCGACUGUCUGCAGCACCGGGUCGAGGCGGCUGACCGCGACGUCUACACCACGCUCGUGGCGCCCGUGCUGGACGCCGCCGCGUUUGCAGCCGUCGGCACCGCUGCAACCGCAGCCAAGCUGGACAUCGCCGGCCUGUCCGUCUACGACCUCUUGCGCAAGGACUACAAGGAGUACGAGACGGCCAGCGGCGCGCGCGUCGGCAUCUCCAGCGUGGCGUGCAGCCUUGCCCGGCUGCAGCAGCAGCAGCAGCAGGGUGCGGACGCCGUUGCCGGCGCCGUUGCGGACUGGUCCCAUCGCCGGAACCUGCAGCUGUGCGUCGUGAUGACAUCGUUCGUCGAUAAGACCCCCGCCGGGGACGUUUUUCGGAGGGAGAUUGCCCUGGCGCCGCCCGGGUUUCUUCCCGCGCGCGCGCUGAGCUGCCUAAAGCGGGAGCUCGGGCUUGAGGCCGGGCCGACGGUCGACGCGGAUUUCGCGAAAGCCACCGGGCUGGCGGUGUUCGAGCAGCACGCCGUCGGUAAGAGCAGGAAGGCCGUGGCACCGCUGGUGGUGGGCCUGCUGCAGUAG
Pichia membranifaciens NRRL Y-2026 is the source of this 1221-nucleotide messenger RNA. RefSeq lists its product as hypothetical. Gene Ontology annotation, molecular function: exopolyphosphatase activity. Gene Ontology annotation, cellular component: cytoplasm. The record is from RefSeq and is a predicted model, not a curated record. NCBI's taxonomy places the organism in Eukaryota, Fungi, Ascomycota, Pichiomycetes, Pichiales, Pichiaceae. The transcript has a single exon. The coding region runs from base 1 to 1221 and encodes 406 amino acids.